This is a messenger RNA of Tauraco erythrolophus (red-crested turaco), 1638 nucleotides long. The record is from RefSeq and is a predicted model, not a curated record. Lineage: Eukaryota; Metazoa; Chordata; Aves; Musophagiformes; Musophagidae.
AUGGGGCUGUCAGGAGGGCUGGGUGGGCACCCUCAGAUGCGCUGUGGAGGGGCGUAUUGCAUUGCUGCAGAUAUUGCAGCAGGUUUGAAGGACAGCGCAGGACUGAGCAUGGUGAAAGGUUACCACGUUCCUUCAGAAGGAACGGGCAAAUUCAUCAACUUCAUCGCUCUUCUCUUCGAAGGAAUCCCACUGUUGCACCUCGAACUGGCCCUAGGACAGUGCCUGAGGAAAGGCAGCAUCGGUGCCUGGAACACCAUCUCGCCUUACCUGGGAGGAGUCGGUGCUGGUUCAUGGAUGGUGUCGGUUCUGGUGAGCUUAUACUACAACACCGUUUUAACCUGGGUGAUGUGGUAUUUCAUAAACUCCUUCCAGGAGCCUCUUCCUUGGAGUGUCUGUCCUCUCAAUGAAAACAGAACAGGGCUCAACGAAGAAUGUUAUGAAAGUACUGCAGUAAAUUAUUUUUGGUACAGGAAAACUUUGAACAUAACACCCGACGUCACCGAGAGUGGCACACUACAGUGGUGGCUCAUUUUGUGCUUAGCAACUUGCUGGGCAAUUGUCUAUCUCUGCACCAUCCGAGGAAUUGAAACCACGGGAAAGGCAAUUUACGUAACAGCAAUAUUUCCUUAUCUGGUCCUAACCAUAUUCCUUAUUCAAGGACUCACUCUACCAGGAGCCACUGAAGGUCUAGCUUACCUCUUCACUCCUAACCUGAACACUUUGAAAAAUCCCCGUGUAUGGCUUGAUGCAGCAACCCAGAUCUUCUUCUCUCUCUCUUUGGCUUUUGGAGGGCUCAUUGCAUUCUCAAGCUACAAUCCACCAAAAAAUAACUGUGAAAAGGAUGCUGUGACAGUGGCAAUUGUGAACAGCGUGACGUCCCUCUACGCUUCCAUCCCAGUCUUUUCUGUUUUGGGGUUUAAAGCAACCACAGCCUAUUGGGACUGCUUGGACAGGAACAUUAUCCACAUCAUCAAUGAAUUUGAUCUUCCAGAAGAAAGCAUCAUGCGACAGAACUAUACAGCUUGGGUUAGUUUCUUAAAUUCAUCAUACCCAGAAAAAGUUGCUGGACUCAAACUGAGAAGCUGUGACCUUCAAGAAUUUCUUGAUCAGAGUGUAUCGGGAACUGGCUUGGCUUUCAUCGUUUUCACUCAAGCCAUCAUUCUCAUGCCAGGCUCCCAGGCCUGGGCCAUCCUGUUUUUCAUAAUGUUGUUCAGCCUGGGCCUUUCUUCUAUGUUUGGGAACAUCGAGGGAGUCUUCACACCUCUUCUAGAGCUUCGAGUUAUAUCUAAAUCAAUACCCAAAGAGCUUUUAUCUGGUAUAAUAUGUCUAAUUUCCUUCCUCGUUGCUCUGUGCUUUACGCUGGGUUCGGGGAGUUACUGGAUUGACAUUUUUGACAGCUAUGCAGGCUCAGUGCCUCUUCUAGUCAUUGCCUUCUUUGAAGUGAUUGGGGUUGCGUAUGUCUAUAAAAUUAAAAGGUUCAGUAAAGAUGUGAAAUGGAUGACUGGACGAAAACCCAAUCUCUACUGGCAGAUCACAUGGAGGUUUGUUAGUCCUCUGCUCCUGCUAACUGUCUUCGUGGCAUUUGUUGCUCUUCAGAUACAGAAGCCGCCAAGCUACACAGCCUGGAACCCUAAAUAU